This is a messenger RNA of Diabrotica virgifera virgifera (western corn rootworm), 3086 nucleotides long. RefSeq lists its product as uncharacterized. The transcript is spliced from 5 exons. The record is from RefSeq and is a predicted model, not a curated record. Lineage: Eukaryota; Metazoa; Arthropoda; Insecta; Coleoptera; Chrysomelidae. Bases 323 to 1138 code for a protein of 271 amino acids.
CUCUCUACUGUCACCUGCUGCCUGCUGUCAAAAAAUUUGACAGUAAUCAAUCAAUCCUCCUAGAGAAGACAGUUUGUUUCAUUUUCAUUAAUAGUUUCUUACAAAUUUUUCAAUAUGCUUGUUUUAAAAAGUUGUUUUUCUACAAUUGUUGACAAUUUAUGCAAGAUUUGGAUAUUAAGUGAAGCCUAUUCCUAGACGUGUCUACGUUUGGAUUCUAGAUCAAUUCUCAACCGACCGAGUAGUUUACUUGAUUGGUUGCUUAGUUUAAGAACUUCUACAUCCUGUUUACUUAUUUUGGAACGUUAUCUACCAAAUCGAGAAUAUGGCUACCAAGGACCGUUCUCUAGGAUCAGGCAUCUCCAUCCCACAAUGGAUGAAGACCAAGAGUAGCAAAUUCGACUUAGACCCAAGUACUUUUUCACCAACUGAACUGGACGACAGCUUCAUGUUGUACUACAGAAGACCGAAACCGGAAUCGAACUUUUCCACCACCACCACCAUAACAACCACUAAUCUACCUGAAAACAUCACGGUGGCAACAGUGACAAAGAAAAAGCAAGAUUUCUCGCAACAUCCAGUCCCUUGCCAAAAAUAUCUGCGAAGCGGUCAAGACGUACCACCUCAAACGAGCUCAGAAAUGAAAAUCAAAUCGCCCGGUACUGACGACGGAUUCAAAGGAGAAGCGGCCAAAUGCGGUUCUUCCAUAAUCAAGGUGGCGUCGCAGAUGAUUUCCAACCAAGGUCUGGGCCUACGAACCUGUUAUCCGGUGGAGCCCAUGGAGGAGAAAUACGACGGCACAAGGCGACGCAACAGCAAGUCUUUACCGGCUUCACCUCUUACUUCUCCCGGAAGCAGUCCUAAAGCCCACAGAAGGGUCAAUAAGUAUUUCACUGGGGCAUUUACGGAUGUGGACAAAUCUAAAGGUAGUUGGAUAUUGUCGAAUCUAUACGCCAAACGAGAAAUCUCCCAAUCAGUUGGUCAAAUAAAAGAAGAAGGCAAAGAAGAUCUCGAACGCACCUCCUCAGCAGUGAGUCUCAGCGAACAGCAACAACAGCCAAUCAAGACAACUCCACCUGUCUUUCGAGCCAAACCAUCAGAAUUAAGAGAAAUGAAUUUUUGGUCUCCGACAUCUAUGUAAUUUAUAGUUUAUCUUCACAGUUAAGGUAUUAUAUUACUUAAGGUUUAGAAGAAGAAUCAAUAAGUGUAAUGACUGUUUCGUUUUAAGUAAACCUAGCACUACCGAGACCGAACUUUUUAAAUUUCUACAAAAUUAAAAAAAAAUGGACAUUUUUAAAAAAGAUUGAAACAAUUUGUAUCCUUCUAAUGAAUUAUUUCAUUCAAUCUUCGUGUUUAAAUGUUAAUAAAUGUUAAAAAUGUCAAUAAAUGUCAAAUCCAAAUAGAGUAUUCCAACAUGCUGUCAAAAUUAAAUCAAUCUGACAGCCGGGAGGCAAACAUAAAUGUUAUUCUAUCAGUUCUUAAUGUGUUUUAGAUCAUUUUAGUUGCGUUUCUUUGUAAUUUUGUUUUGUACAAGGAUUAAUUUAACAUUCUCAUUAAAAUAAUUAAUCGAAAAAGAUAAUACACCUCAUUUCUGUUGUGGAAUGCUAAGUAUGUUCAGUUUUAUCGGUUACCAUCAGUAUGUACUACAUUUUAAGCAUAAAACAACUAAAUAAGUUAUCAUCUGAGACACAAAAACAUAACACGCCUAAAUAAGAUAUUAUCCGAGAGACAACAAUGGUUAAAUGCUCUAAAACGUCCUAUAAAAAUACUAAAAAAACUAACUAUGUCCAUGUUACUUACGCUUGGAAAACGUCUAAACUGUAUAGGUGUGGAUCUCGCGUAUUAAAAAAAGUUGAUUAAUAGCAAGCUGAAAAUUUGUUAAUAGCUUAAGGGUGUCUAGUCGGAUAAACUUUGAUAUAUGGGAACACUGGAACAGGGGCAGUUUUAAUUGUGGAACAGGUUAAAAAUUUGGAACGGUCAGACCACGAAAACGGCACAUUUAUUUUGUCCGACAGAAUAGACUUAAACUCUCCGAACAGAGAUUAAACUCUCAUGCAAAAAAUCAGACUGCUAUUUAUCACCUGUCAUAAUUCCUGUCAUUUGACAUACAUAUUCUACAUGUUCCACUCAUUAAAACGCCCAUUUGGUGAUAAAUAGCAGUCUGAUUUUUGCAUGAGAGUUUAAUCUCUGUUCGGAGAGUUUAAGUCUGUUCUGUCGGACAAAAUACAUGUGCCGUUUUCGUGGUCUGACCGUUCCAAAUUUUUAACCUGUUCUACAAUUAAAACUUCCCCUGUUCCAGUGUUCCCAUAUAUCAAAGUUUGUCCGACUAGACACCCUUAAGCUGUUAACAAAUUUUCAGCUUGCUGUUAAUCAACUUUUUUUUCAUACGCGGGAUCCAGACCUAGUAGGUUAACUCAGACCUCUUGAGGGAAAGUGGACGUAUAUUAUUUAUUUUGCCAAUCUUUUGCUUGUACCUACCACUGUGCGUCUAGGUACCUAGUACUAGCAACAUUUGUAUUGUCUACCAUCAACUUUAUAUGCACACAUGUUUAUUUCUUCACUGCUUAAAACUAAAUAAAGUCGUUCAAGUACUUCUGUAACUAAAAACUACACAAAAUUUACAACAAAAUGUUCGGAAAAUACAACUAAAAAAACCGUUAACGGUAAAAAAACUUAAGAAACAUGGCAAUAUGGUUCAAAUAAUAUAAAACAAACACAAUUGUUUGACAGUUUGCCUCCCAAACGUCAAAGUCUUGCCCCAUUAUAAUCUUGACGUAUGUUAAAAGCGCCAUCUAUUGACAAUUUGUAAAAACUUAGGAAGUAGGUCUCGAUAAUAAAUUCAAUGACAGCGUGAGAUUCAUGUAUUUCACAAGUUGUUAACGCCAUUUUGGCUAGGCAUCGAUUUAUUUUCGAAUGUUUAAUAUGUCGGUGUAUUACGUUUUUUAGAGUGCUCAUGAGAUGCUGUGUAUUCUGAUGUCACUGUAACUGUUCUGAUGUAACAAUUGAAAUGUAAGAACUUUUUGGAACCAAUUUUAAUUGUACAAAAAAAGUCAACAGGAAAAUACAUAUUUUUUAUAACAAAACAACAA